This is a messenger RNA of Symbiodinium necroappetens, 229 nucleotides long. The record is from the annotation of a GenBank genome assembly. Lineage: Eukaryota; Dinophyceae; Suessiales; Symbiodiniaceae.
AUGGCUGCACUGAUCCUGGCACCCACGCGGGAGCUGGCGGUGCAGAUCGCAGACAUGUCGCGCGCGGUGGUCGGCUCGACCACGGGCAGCGCGCACCCGAACGGCCUUUCGGCAGGCGUCCUGUACGGCGGCGGCCACGGCAGCAAGGGAUGGCAGGUGGCGGACAUCCGCAAUGGCGCUCACAUUGUGGCUGCCACACCUGGUAGGUUACUAGAUGUCAUGGAUUCCG